GUGGCCAUCAAAGUGUAAACAAGAUCAGCUGGGUCGCCUGUACGCUCUUAUUUAACCAUUUUUAAGUGAGUUCCCAUCGUUUUUUGGAUUUGCUGGGGUCCAAAAUGGACUAUACCAUGAGAGGAGGACGGCAGCGUAAGUCUGGUUCAGGAGAGCAGGUUCGUGGUGGGAGAGUGUUAAGUGGUGGUUCGGGUGGAACCAGGAACGUAGCAAGCAUGUAUGACAGCCAGUAUGACGUGUAUGGGCAGCCUCGUAACCAACACCCGCCUCCGGCUCCCCCACCCCCCCAACUCUUUGAAGACACCAGUGGACAAAAUUUUGCCUAUGGUAACCAAGGAUACGGCAACAUGAAUUAUGGAUAUCCACCACCUGGGCAAGCAGACCAGGGAACAUCUGACUCUUUUGGAGCGUAUACCAGAGGUGUACCAGGUGCUCAGAUCUUCCAGGACCCCAUGGUGGCAGGCAUGGCCAUGCAGUAUGGCCAGACUCUAGCUCACCAGGGUCGAGAGUAUGUGGACAAGAAGCUAGAGAAGUACGUCAGCAUGAGCCAGGUCAAGUAUUACUUCGCCGUCGACACCCAGUAUGUCAUGAAGAAGCUUAAACUGCUCUUCUUUCCCUUCACUCACUCGGACUGGAGUGUACGAUACGAGCAGGACGAACCCGUACAGCCUCGUCAUGAAGUCAAUGCUCCCGACCUUUACAUCCCCUUGAUGGCUGUAGUUACCUACAUCCUGGUAGCUGGACUUUGCUUAGGCCUACAGGAGAGUUGCUGGAACUGCCACGUUGAGUACACCAGGUUUUCACCUGAUGUACUGGGUAUGCAGGCCAGUUCAGCACUGGUGUGGCUGGCACUGGAGAUAAUAGUGACACUCUUGACCCUCUACAUCACUGCCAUUAAGACCUACAUUAAAGUCUUGGAUCUACUAGCAUUUGCUUCAUACAAAUAUGUUGGAAUGAUUUUUGCACUUUUGGCUGGCUUGCUGAUGGAGAGUUUGGGCUAUUACUGCAUCCUGGUGUACAGCAGUCUCAGCCUUGUUGUUUUUAUGUUCCGAACACUUCGAUGGCAAGUUCAAGGAGGAGAUGGAGCGAUGGAAGCGUAUAGUGCUGGCAACAAGCGACGCCUGUACUUGCUGUUGUUCAUGUCGGGUAUUCAACCUCCCAUGAUGUGGUGGCUUACCAAACACUUGGUGGCCAUCUAAAGUACACACUUUCAUACUUUGUUAGCUUUAAAGUGCUAGGUGGCCAUCAGAUGUUCAGGACUUAAUAUUUUUUCAGCUUUAAAACACUUAGUGGACUUCUGGAAUUAAACACUUAUUGUUUCUUCAGCUUUAAAACUCUUGGCAGAUAUCUGAAGUUCAACAACUCAUAUAUAUUUCAGCUUAAUAUAGUAACUUGUAUUAUUAUUGAAUGAAAUGGAUAUUAUUAAA
Molecule: messenger RNA, 1427 nt
Organism: Cherax quadricarinatus
Lineage: Eukaryota; Metazoa; Arthropoda; Malacostraca; Decapoda; Parastacidae
Source: RefSeq, a predicted model, not a curated record